Messenger RNA from Sipha flava (yellow sugarcane aphid), 3448 nucleotides. RefSeq lists its product as uncharacterized. NCBI's taxonomy places the organism in Eukaryota, Metazoa, Arthropoda, Insecta, Hemiptera, Aphididae. The record is from RefSeq and is a predicted model, not a curated record. The coding region runs from base 540 to 983 and encodes 147 amino acids. The transcript is spliced from 4 exons.
UAACGUAUCGGCCGCCGCACCGUGCGCACGUGACGUUGCCUCGGUGGAAAGUUUUCCGGGCAAGUGCGCGACGGGUUUUCAGUCGUAGUGCGCGAGCGUGCAACUUCACACCUGCCGAUUCGCCGCUCAAGUGUCGCCGCCGUCCGUCUUCGAUCGGCUCCGGUUCGGUACGGGGAUCAAGCUAAAAGGAAUAGAAUAAAAAUAAAUAAUAACAAAAAAAAAAAAAAAACACUAACAUCGAAUCGUAACAAGAAACGAAAAAAAAAACAGUAAGUGCAAUAAUAACCAGUGUUAGAUGGUGAAGAGUAGUUCAGCGAAGUGCGCACGUGAUUAUUGUUACGAGACACCGAACGAACGGAAAAUUAAAAAUAAAAGUUCACGUCGGAGUUCACGAAUUGUCUUAUAUUUACGAUCGGCUUCGCGUUCCGGACGUGCGAAAUUUCCAGCGAUCAAAUAUUACCUAACGGUUUUCACGAAGGGCUGGUAAAAAAACAACGAUAAAACGAGAAAUUAAUGAUGACGUUGACGUGGAUGAUAGAAUGCAGAAUCUUGCCGACAAGACACAAUGCCACGUAACCAUGAAGACUAUGCCAUAUAUGAUCCAUGUACUGCUGAUAUUGAUAUUGAUAACCGUAAUCAACAAUUGUGGCGAAUGUAGACCGCAGUCGGGGCAGCCGAGUCAGCCGCAGGCCGGGUCGCCGCUGGACCCGAACGACACCAGCAACGGCGGCGGCAACAACAGCGCGAUAUCGCGACGCGGCUGGCGGGGCGAGUGGCGCAGGACCGACCCUGGCACCGUGUACAGUUACAUAUGGAAGAGCAGCGACCAGCCGCUCGGUAAAGCCGAACUGUACAUCAUACUCGCGCUGCUGAUCGGCAUGGCGACCGUCAUAGUCGGCUGUUGGCUAUCGGACAACUGUUGGUCGCCCGAACCGGAACAACACUACACGAUCGCGUGGCACGACCGGCACCGAUGGAUAUGAGAAACGGUCCGGGGUGGAAAAAGAACAACCCCGCGACAGCAAACCGGUCCGGACGCGGUCGUCCGCGAUCCGGUGCUCCGCCGUCAAUGUAAUCGACCGUGAACCGCAGACACAGUCCGGUAAUAAACGCACUAAUUAACGGUUACGAUAAACAACGUCCAUAACAUUUGUAACGAUCAUUGUUUUGUUAUUUGCCCGUUAGCCAUGAGCCUCCUCCCACCCCCACAAUCCGGUCGGAAGUUGUGGGUAAUAAUUAUUAAAUCGACUCGGCGUCACCGGACCACAAAGCAACCGUUUUGAAAACAAAGAUUUAUCAAUAUCCUCGUUAUCAUCAAAUAGUUUAUUAACAUUUCUCGCGCCAUUAGUGUCGCAGUAUCUGGUAGCGGUGGAAAUAUCCGAAUUUCAAGGACCAUCCGGAUCGAUCAAUUCGAUUUCACUGCUUGCUCUAUAACUGAUUCUCGUGUUUACAAAUAUUCAAUUAACGUUGUGCUGUUAGGAUAGGUCGAUCGAGUAUUCAGUCAUGGCAUCUUUGUAAGUCAUAGAUAUAUAUAAAAUAGUACAGCAACUAGUUUCGGUAACUAAUAGUAAAUCGUAAAAACUGUUAGAGUCAUGAUAAGUAUUUCUGUAAUUCGUACAGCAUCAUAAUGAUCUUUUGUUAAAUUUUGACUAUCAUAAAAUAAAAAAAUAAUUAAUUGUUACCUAGAAAUUAAAAAUAUUUAUAAGUCGCGUACGAAGCAUAUCCAUAAAUCCGAACCAUCCGAUCAUUCGAUAAGUUCAGAUCUUCGGAUUUUGUGCCCAUCUCUAGUACGCAGCAGUAAUAAUAGUUGUAGCUGUUCUAACCAUAGUGAAAACCAAAACGACUACAAUAGUACAUGAGCAGGUGUAUAUAAUUAUUUUUAAUAUUUAGCCGAGACUUUCGCGAUUGAUCUCUUCGAUCCAUCUCGUGCACCGGUAUAAGGUAUAAUGUUAUAAUGUGCGCAUCAAUUAAAAUCCACACGUUCCUUUUGCAGUUGAAAAUUAAAUUGCUACAGGGCUCUCGGUCCGGGACGCGUAAACGUUAUUUUCGUCGGUUGAACUCGAUGCGGAAGAUUUCAUCGUCUCCUAACGCAUCAACGCUGCCGACCACCGACAAAUAACUAUUAAUUGUUCAGCCGCACUUGCUCGUUCGCAAUGAUAAUAAAACCGGUGUACAUAUAUUUAGUUCUAGAACAAUGGUUUUCAACCUGUGCGUCGCGGCUCCCAGAGGCGUCGCCGGUUAUUAUCAAGGGAGCCGCGUUCGUAAUAAAAACUAAAAAUAAAAUUUCCGCGCACCAAUACAUAUUACAUGUUGCGUGUGUAAGACAGAUCGGCCGUCGAUAAUCGUGUUUGCGAUAUCGAGAAAUAGCAAAUUUCGAUUACUAUUUAUAAUUAGGUGAUUUGCCUCUAAUCUAAUCUAUUUUAAAUGUUCGUAUGGGAGCCGUAUAUUUUAUUUCGAAAUCAAAAGGAGCCGUGGACCCAAAAAGGUUGACAACCACUGCUCUAGAAGAUAAAGUUAUCGCACAAAUCUCGCAUAUUUUUUAAACGUGUACAUAUAAAUAGUUUGUAUAUAUCACAUAAUCCUGUUCUAAAAUACUUGUCUCUUUUUUUCAAUUCACUUUUGUAAAUACGAAACGAUUCGACAAAAUAUCAUAACCUUUUAUUAUAAUAAUGUACAUUGUGUGUUAUGUUCCAGCACCGGACGUGCAUUUCCGUGAUUUUCCUUCUAGUCGUCAAUUAUUUACAUAAAAACAUAAUGAUUAUUUAUGUUCAUGUACAUCACUAUAAUACUGUUUUACGUAUUUUAUUAACUGUCAAUUACUAUUGUGAAACCAAUAAGACGUUAGAUUUAACUUAGGUAGGUCAUUGGGACGCAAACAUAACAAGUCGUUUUCGGUGUAUUUUUUUUUUUUUUUUUUUUGUUAAACUGCAAGUGGUGUCAGACGAGAAGAAACGAUUGUACGAACAAAUAAUUAUAAAGUAUUGGUAAUGAGUUUAUUAAAGAUCAAAAGCUAUUACUUUUUCGCCUGAUGUUUUCAGUAAAAUUAAUACUUAGUUUUUAGAUAGUAAAUAGACUCCCGCUAAUGAUGUUAGAUUCUAAAAUGCAGGACCUAUUGUAUUAUUUUUCAAUACACUAAUAUCGGUUUUGUAUAAUGUGCAGGGUUAGUAGCUUUUUUAUAAUUUAAAACGAUAUAAUAACUCGUAUGCCUUCAAAUUAAGUACGUGAUACAAUCACAUGCAUAUAGUUCAUUUUACCAACCGAUAUAGUUCGUCGAUCGGGACACAGCUCGUUUUGAGUUGUAAAUAACAACUAGGUUUUUAUUUAUUACUAGGAAACAUAGUUAUAAUAUUAACUUAAAACUUAAUUCAUAUUAUUACAACGAUUUUCGUUUUAGAAGCAACUAUUGAUAACGUCCUAAGCUUGCAGUACAUUUCAGAAAAUAUUUAUA